AUGGCCGACGAUCAAAAGGAGUUUCCGCUCAAAAAUAGACAAGCAGCCUGCACCAUUGACGGCGUUCAUACCGAGAUUCUUUUAACCGGGUUCCAGGACAAGAUUUUUGCCGUUAUUACACAGUAUGGCAGGAUUGGCAGUCUGAUUCAUACCACCUUGGAUAUUGCACCUCACCGGGCAAGCAAUCCAGCCAAUGUACCAACGACAGGUCAUUUCUUAUUUGGCGAGUCCACCGGACCGCAGUCCGACUUGUACAUGCUUUACGCCUCGUCUAUUAUGCAGGCUAUCGCCGCCAUGAAUCCGUACGAGAAACGACCGCUUCUGCUGGGAAUUGCUUUAAAGCCUGUCGAGGAUAUGAAGGCUAGAAAAGCGAUCUUUGAUCAAAUUAUCGAUGUGAUCAUGGCUAAUCCUGUAUGGUAA
Messenger RNA from Radiomyces spectabilis, 420 nucleotides. RefSeq lists its product as uncharacterized. The transcript is spliced from 2 exons. Bases 1 to 420 code for a protein of 139 amino acids. Gene Ontology annotation, biological process: proteasome assembly. The record is from RefSeq and is a predicted model, not a curated record. NCBI's taxonomy places the organism in Eukaryota, Fungi, Mucoromycota, Mucoromycetes, Mucorales, Radiomycetaceae.